Messenger RNA from Oncorhynchus tshawytscha (Chinook salmon), 1860 nucleotides. RefSeq lists its product as uncharacterized. The coding region runs from base 318 to 1661 and encodes 447 amino acids. The transcript is spliced from 8 exons. Lineage: Eukaryota; Metazoa; Chordata; Actinopteri; Salmoniformes; Salmonidae. The record is from RefSeq and is a predicted model, not a curated record.
AGAGAAUGAGGAAGUAAAGUUCCAAAGUUACUUGCUGCUUAGUGCUAACCGAGAUCAGUGACAAGAUAACAGAGAGAGACAGAGACAGACAGAGAGAGAGAGACAGAGACAGCGACAGAGGGAGAGAGGUGGUGGCUGUGGUGUGCCAUAUUGACAUGGUACAUUUGGGUGAGAAGGUGUUGCUGUCUGUUGACCGUCUGUGACAAGGUCAGCUGUCCGACCCUGCAAAAUUCUUUACUUUAUGGCUCUGGGUUAUGAAUUUGAUUGGAUUAUAACAGUCAAGACAUAAUCCCUGUGAAUCACAAGCAGCAGUUGCCAUGGCGCCAGUGGGAGAGUUCAUGGAGUCAUGGGCAGUGUCAGUGUCGAAAUCAUUCUCUAUAGAGGUCGUUGUUUUCUCUCUGCUCUUCCUCCUCCUCUCCAUCAUCCUCCUGGCCCUCUGCACUAUCUGUGGAAGGCAAUCCUUUGAGCUUCAGGACGGUGGUGGGGAGGUGGGGAGAACCCAGUCACAGCUGAUGAGAGUGGUAAAGUUGGAGGACGCCCUGGCCGCCAGGGAGAACCCCAUGAUCAAUGACAUCAGAAAAAACGAGAGAGAUUUCAGUCACAUACCUGAAGAACGUGUCCCAGAGCAGCUUCCUGCUGAGCAGGAUGGCAUCAGGUUCAAACCCGGGAGGAGCCGCAGGGUGGCGCCAGAUCAGCAAGGUGAUUCUCUAGGUGUCUUGCAGAUGGCCAACGGAACCCCUGUGGCCAUGAUGACAAUAUCUCCUCCUCCCCCCACCACCGUUGACAUCGGUGACCUGAGGGACGUCCUGAACUUCACACCCGAGCUCCACUCUAUACCAGCCCCGAUAUCCGUGGUGGAAGAUGACAGCCCCCUCGAGUCCAUACCCCCACCUGUCUAUUCAGGGGACACCCUGGAAACACCCAUCAUGAAUGUUCUUCACACCCUAGUGCUGGAUGCCCCCAUCGUGGAUCCCCUCAUCAUAGACACCCUUGCAUCUGUGGAUGCCCCCAUUGUGAACAGGCUUGAACCUGUCGACAUCCACAUUGUGAAUGACACUGACCCCCUCAAUAUCCCCAUCGUGAACCACCUUGACCUCCUGGAGGCCCCUGCAGAAUUCAGCUCUAACUUUAUCGCUCAGCUUGAAGAAGAUGGUCAGGUGGAGGGUGAGGACCAGGGGCCUUCCCUGGGGGUCCGACCCGAGCACACCUAUGAGAUCUUUGGGGAGCUCACACCUGAUGAUCCCUCUGUGGAAGUGGACCUGACAACCCCAGGCUAUCAAACCAUAGCUGAAAUGGUCCACAAAUCAACCACACAGCCUGACGAUGACACAACCAUGGUUACAAUGCCAUCGGACCUGGCAAGCAAGGACUAUGAGAUCAUAGCUGAACUUGUCCAGCAUUUGAGCGCAACCACACUGCCUGACAAUGAGCCAAUAAAAACUACAGGCACAGUCCCGGGGGAGGGGCUUGACCUGACAAGCCCUCUCUCAUUUGUGGAGGAGGUAGAGGAUGGUUUGAGUGACAGGGGCUGGAAUCCAAUGUAUGCCAGGGUGAGCAGGAAGCUUAGUAAGUGCCCCACCCCACCCCCUGUGCCUCCGCCAGAGGAAGAGGAGGAAUAUUUACCUCCAAUACCGGAAAGAAGAGGAGAGAUGGAGGAAUGAUCAUUGUAGAAUAUCCCUUCAGACUUUUAAAAAGCACCGCAAAUGUGUUUUAUGUACUCAAUGCUAUUUGAAUGUAUAUGCAGUGCAUUCAGAAAGUAUUCAGACCCCUUGACUUUUUCAACAUUUGUUACAUUACAGCUUUAUUCUAAAAUUGAUUAAAUUGUUUUUUUCCCCUCCUCAAUCUACACACAUUACCCCA